GCCGGCUCCGGGUAGGAAUGUCCCUGCGCGCCCAGAUAAUGUUAUUUAUAUCGCGGUGCAGGGCGGCUCCGCUCCCCCCGCCCCGCUCCCGCACCGGCCCCGCCGCCGCCGCCGCCGCUCGCCCGCCCGCCGCCCCGCGCAGGGGCCUCUCACCGGUAGCCGACGGCCACCGGGCCGGGGCACACUGGGACCAUGACCUCGGCCAAUGACUACGAGCAGCUGGAGCUGCAGCAGCAGUACAGCCGCAUCAAUGUCCGCUGGGACGCGUCCGACGAUGAGCUGGACAACGACAACAGCUCCGCACGGCUCUUCGAGCGCUCCCGCAUCAAAGCCCUGGCAGAUGAGCGGGAGGCCGUGCAGAAGAAAACCUUCACCAAGUGGGUGAACUCGCACCUGGCUCGUGUCACCUGCCGCAUCUCAGACCUCUACAUGGACCUCCGGGACGGGCGGGUGCUCAUCAAGCUGCUGGAAGUGCUGUCAGGAGAGCUUCUGCCCAAGCCCACCAAGGGCCGGAUGCGGAUCCACUGCCUGGAGAAUGUGGACAAGGCGCUGCAGUUCCUGAAGGAGCAGCGGGUGCACCUGGAGAACAUGGGCUCCCACGAUAUCGUGGAUGGCAACCACCGCCUCGUCCUUGGCCUCAUCUGGACCAUCAUCCUCCGCUUCCAGAUCCAGGACAUCAUUGUGGAGACGCAGGAGGGCCGGGAGACACGCUCUGCCAGGGAUGCACUGCUGCUCUGGUGCCAGAUGAAGACAGCAGGGUAUCCCCAUGUGAAUGUCACCAACUUCACCUCGAGCUGGAAGGAUGGGCUGGCCUUCAAUGCCCUCAUCCACAGACACAGGCCUGAGCUGGUUGACUUCCAAAACCUUACCAAAUCCAAUGCCCGGCACAACCUGGAGCAUGCAUUCAGCGUGGCAGAGCGGCACCUGGGCAUCACCCCUCUCCUUGACCCUGAAGAUGUGUUCACGGAGAACCCUGAUGAGAAGUCCAUCAUCACCUACGUGGUGGCCUUCUACCACUACUUCUCCAAGAUGAAGGUGCUGGAGGUGGAAGGAAGGCGCCUGGGCAAGGUCAUCGAGCACGCCAAGGAGACGGAGCGGAUGAUCGAGGGUUAUGGGGGGCUGGCGUCCGACCUGCUCACCUGGAUUGAGCAGACCAUCGCCUCACUCAACAGCCGCAGCUUCGCCAACUCGCUGGCUGGGGUGCAGCACCAGCUGCAAGCCUUCAGCACCUACCGCACUGUGGAGAAGCCCCCCAAGUUUCAGGAGAAGGGCAACCUGGAGGUGCUGCUCUUCACCAUCCAGUCGCGGAUGAGGGCCAACAACCAGCGCGUCUACACCCCACACGAGGGGCGCCUGGUCUCUGACAUCAACCGGGCCUGGGAGCAGCUGGAGAAAGCGGAGCAUGAGCGGGAGCUGGCGCUGCGCAACGAGCUGAUCCGUCAGGAGAAGCUGGAGCAGCUGGCACGGCGCUUUGACCGCAAAGCAGCCAUGAGGGAGGCCUGGCUGAGCGAGAACCAGCGCCUGGUGGCCCAGGACAACUUCGGGCAGGACCUGGCAGCUGUGGAGGCAGCCAAGAAGAAGCACGAGGCCAUCGAGACAGACACAGCUGCCUACAGGGAGAGGGUGCAGGCCAUUGAGGCGGUGGCCAAGGAGCUGGAGCUGGAGGGCUACCACGACAUCCAGCGCAUCAACGGGAGGAAGGACAAUAUCCUGCGGCUCUGGGAGCAGCUCCUGGAGCUGCUGGCUGCCCGCCGCCAGCGCCUGGAGAUGAACCUCACCCUGCAGCACCUCUUCCAGGAGAUGCUCCAUUGCAUCGACUGGAUGGAUGAGGUCAAGGUGAAGCUGGCAUCUCCUGAGUCUGGGAAGCACCUUCUGGAAGCAGAGGAGCUGCUGCAGACCCACCGUCUGCUCGAGGCUGACAUGGCCGUACAGGCAGAGAAGACCCGCGCCAUCAGCGCUGCUGCCCUCCGCUUUGCAGACGCUGAGGGCUAUCGUCCCUGUGACCCCAAAGUCAUCCGGGACCGCGUGAGCCACCUGGAGAUGUGCCGGCGAGAGCUGCAGGUACUGGCGGCACGGAGGAGAGCCUUGCUGGAGCAAUCCCGCUCCCUCUGGACUUGCCUGUGGGAGCUAGACGAGGCAGAGAGCUGGAUCAAGGAGCAGGAGCAGCUCUACUCCUCCCUGGACUUCGGGAAGGACCUGCCGGGCGUGCUGCUGCUCCAGCGCCGGCACGCUGCCUUCGAGGCCGAGCUGCGGAGCCGGGGCGGGCGGCUGGAGCAGACGCUGGCGGUGGGCGAGGGGCUGGCGGCCGCGGGCCGGGCGGCCGAGCAGCUGCGGGAGCGGGGGGCGGCCGUGCGGGCGCUGUGGGCGCAGCUGGAGGAGCUGGCGGCGUUCCGACGGCGCGGCUUGCGGGAAGCCGAGGGCUUCUUCCAGUUCCAGGCGGAGGUGGAGGAGUUGGCGGAGGGGCUGCAGGAUGCCCGCCGGCGGGCGGCCGCCGAGGAGCUGGGCCAGGAUGAAUCCCGCACCCUCGUCCUGCUGCGGCAGCACCAGGAGCUGCUGGACGAGCUGGCGGCCGCCCGGGAGCAGCUGGACAGGCUGGCUCAGCAGGCCGAGGGCUUCCCGCCGGAGCUGCGCGCCGGCCCCGAGGCGCAGAGCCGGCUGGCGGCCCUGCGGGAGCUGCAGGCCGAGGCGGCCGCGCUGGCCGAGCGCCGCGGCCGCCAGCUGCAGGAUGCCCUAAACCUCUACACUGUUUUCGGGGAGAGUGACGCCUGCCAUCUCUGGAUGGGCUCCAAGGAGACCUGGCUGGGAGAGCUGGAGGUGCCGCAGGCGCUGGAGGACCUGGACGUGACGCAGCGCAGGCUGGACGGGCUGGAGCAAGACAUGGCCACCGUGGCUUCCCAGAUCGCCGCGGUCAACCAGGCAGCCGACGGGCUCCUGGCUAGCGGGCACCCCCGGAGCCCCCAGGUCCGGCAGUGCCGGGAGCAGCUCAACGAGAGGUGGGGCCGGUUCCGGGAGCUGGUGUCAGAGCGCCGGAGGGCGGUGGGCUCGGCACUGCGCCUCCUCAACUACAACCUGGAGUCCGAGGAGACCCAGAAAUGGCUGCGGGGCAAAGCCCGGGCGGUGGAGGCCACGGCCGAGCUGGGCCGUGACCUGGCCGGCGUCCUGGCCACCCAGCGCAAGCUCUACGGCAUCGAGCGGGAGCUGGCAGUGGCCCAGGACCGUCUGGCCGCCCUGCGCUCCCAAGCCGAGCGCCUGGCCGAGGAGCGGCCCGAGGCGGCCACGGAGGUGGCCCAGAAGUUGGCGAUGGCCACCUCCGCCUGGGACGAGCUGCAGGCCGCCCUGGCAGAGCGCGCAGCGUCCCUGGGGGAAGCCGGGCAGCUCCGGAGUUUCCUGCAGGACCUGGAUGACUUCCAGGCGUGGCUCUUCGGCGCUCAGAAAGCCGUGGCGGCCGUCGAUGAGGUGCCGGCGUCGCUGGGGGAGGCAGAGGAGAUGCUGCAGCGGCACGAAGCGGCCCGGCGCGAUGCUGAGGAGCAUGCGGGAGCCUUCGCCGCCUUGGUGGAGGCGGGAGAGCGGGUGCUGGGGGGACAGACGGACCCCGAAUACGAGGGGCUGCGGCAGCGCCUGGGCGGCGUGAAGGACGGCUGGGCUGCCCUGGGCAAGAUGGCAGAGGCUCGGAAGCGCUUCCUCACCCAGUGCCGCAACUUCCAGGAGUUCCUUCGCGACACCAAGCAGGCGGAGAUCCUCCUCACCAAGCAGGAGUACACGCUGUCCCACCUGGAGCUGCCCUCCACGCUGGAGGGCUCGGCUGCUGCCCUGCACCGCUUCCAGAACUUUCGUGCUGAUGUGGAGAGCAAUGCCAAGAAGGUCCCAGAGGUGGUGGUUGGUGGCACCAAGCUGGUGGCUGAGGAGAACAUCUUUGCCGAGAAGAUCUCUGAGAAGUGCCGAACUCUCCAGGAGCGGCAUGGAGCUGUCAUGGACAAGGUGGAGGAGGCAGCAGGUUUGAUGCAGGACAACCACGACCUACAGACCUUCCUGCAGAGCUGCCGUGAGUUUGAUGCCUGGGUGGAUGAGAAGAUGCUGAUGGCUCAGGAUGUCUCCUAUGGAGAAGCCCGUGGUCUCCACAGCAAGUGGCAGAAGCACCAGGCAUUCAUGGCUGAGCUGGCACCCAACCAGAGCUGGCUGGAGAAGAUUGAGGCGGAGGGGACGGAGCUGGCCGCGCGCAAGCCGCAGUACGGCGCGCUGGUGACGCAGCGGCUGGAGGAGCUGCGGCGGCGCUGGGCCGAGCUGCGCAGCGCUGCCGAGGACAAGGGCCGGCAGCUGUUCGAGGCCGAGCGCGCGGCGCUGUACGCCCGGAGCUACGGGGAGCUGGAGAGCUGGCUGGGGCGGGCGCAGGAGGAGCUGCGCCACGCUGAGAAGGUCAAGGACCUCACCGCCACCAACCUGCUGCUGAAGAGGUUGACGAGACUGGAAGAGCAAGUGAAAACAUGGAUGAAGGAGCUGGAGGAACUGGGGUGGCAGGGCACCCCUGGUGCUGGGGACGUGCCAGAUACCACCAAGCAGGAGCAGAUGCUCCGGCAGCGAGUCCUUGAGCUGCUGGAGCCACUGGAGAGGAAGAGGAAGGAGCUGGAGACUGCCAAGGCCAUGUACCAGCUGGGGCGGGAUCUGGAGGAUGAGGCGCUGUGGGUGCAGGAGCGGCUUUCCCUGGCGAGGUCAACGGAUCACGGCACCGACCUCCCGAGCGUGCAGCGCCUGACCAAGAGGAAUGAGACACUGCAGAAGGAGCUGGCGGGCCAUGCCCCCCGCCUGGGCGAGGUGCUGAGCCGGGGAGAGGCAGCGGGGAGCGGUGAGGAGCCAGGCCCGGAGCUGGCGGCACAGGCGCAGGAGCUGCGGGCGCUGUGGGAGACGCUGCAGGAGGAGGCAGCCGCCCGGCACCGGCGCCUGCGGGAGGCUGAAGAGGCCCAGCAGUACUACCUGGAUGCUGACGAGGCCGAGGCCUGGGUCAGCGAGCAGGAGCUCUUCAUGGGACCCGAGGAGAAACCAAAGGAUGAGGAGAGCUGCUCGAUGAUGCUGAAGAGACAUGUCCGGCAGCUGCGCUCCAUCGAGGACUACGGACAAACCAUCAAGGAGCUGGCGGGGAGGGCGCAGCAGCUGCUCUCUGCCGGCCACCCCGAGGGGGAGCAGAUCAUCCGGCUGCAGGGCCAGGUGGACAAGCACUACGCGGGGCUGAAGGAGGCGGCCGAGGAGCGCCGCCGGCGCCUGGAGAACAUGUCCAACCUCUUCCAGCUGAAGCGGGAGGUGGAAGAGCUGGAGCAGUGGAUUGCUGAGCGCGAUGUGGUUGCUUCCUCCCCGGAGAUGGGGCAGGACCUGGACCAUGUCAUGCUCCUGCGGGAGAAGUUUCGUGAGUUUGCGCGGGAGACAGGCAGCGUGGGGCAGGAGCGUGUGGAUCGGGUGAACCUGACCAUUGAGGACCUCAUUGACGCGGGGCACAUCGAGGCAGCCACCAUAGCUGAGUGGAAGGACGGGCUGAACGAGAGCUGGGCCGACCUUCUGGAGCUGAUUGACACCCGCAUGCAGCUCCUUGCCGCCUCCCAUGACCUGCAUAAAUACUUCUACGACGGUGCUGAGCUGCUGGCCCUCAUUGCCGCCCGGCGCCAGGAACUGCCCCAGGAUCUGGGCGAGGAUGCCGGCACAGUGGAGGCUUUCCACCGCAUGCACAAUGCCUUUGAGAGGGACCUCCAGCUGCUGGAGGCACAGGUGCAGCAGUUCCGGGAGACAGCAGCGCGCCUGCAGACCGCCUAUGCCGGGGAGAAGGCGGCUGGAAUCCAGGAGCAGGAGCAGGAGGUGUCCCGAGCGCUGCAGGAGCUGCUGGAAGCAUGUAGCGGGCGCAGGGCACGGCUGACGGACACGGCUGACAAACACCGCUUCUUCAGCAUGGCACGGGAUCUGCUCUCCUGGAUGGAGAGCACUGUCCGGCAGAUUGAGACACAGGAGAAACCCAGGGAUGUCUCCUCGGUGGAGCUGCUGAUGAAAUACCACCAGGGAAUUAAGGCUGAGGUGGAUGCUCGGGGCAAGAACUUUACCGACUGCAUCGAGCUGGGCAAGAAGCUGCUGCAGCGCAAGCACCAGGACUCACCAGAGAUCAAGGCAAAGCUGGUGGAGCUGGUGGACAAGAGGAAAGCCAUGAUGGAGAUGUGGGAGCAGCGCUGGGAGCGGCUGCGGCUGCUGCUGGAGGUGUGCCAGUUCUCCCGCGACGCCUCGGUGGCCGAGUCGUGGCUCAUAGCUCAGGAGCCCUACCUGGCCAGCAGCGACUACGGGCAGACGGUGGAUGCGGUGGAGAAGUUGCUGAAGCGGCAUGAGGCUUUUGAGAAGUCCUCCGCCACUUGGGAGGAGCGCAUUGCUGCCCUCAGGAAGCUGACAACGCUGGAGCUCCUUGGCGGGCGUUCUCUGCGUGAGGGGCUGGCGCGGGACGGGACGACGCGCUCCGAAGCUCCCGACUACUGCCUGGAUCUGGAUGGGGAGCUGGAGGCCGGGUCAGAGGAGGAGGAGGAAGAGGAGGAGAAGAAGGAUGUGAGCACACAGGACACUUCGCUGCCCACUACAGAUGGACCAGAGCCGCUGGCACCGAGGACAGGUGACGAGGAGCCGGUGUCACCGACCCCACGGCCACCGCGGGAGGAGCCGGAGGAGCCGGCCACGCUGCCCGCCCGUGUCAGCAGUGUCCAACUGGAGGGCUACCUCGGCCGCAAGCACGACCUGGAGGCGGCCACCAAGCGCGCAUCCAACCGGUCGUGGAGCACGCGGUACUGCGUCCUGCGGGGCGGCCAGCUCGCCUUCUUCAAGGACGCCAAGAGCCGCGCGCUGGGGCUGCCGUGCCAGGGCGAGGAGCCCCUGGGGCUGUGGGACGCCCGCUGCGAGGUGCCCGCGGGCUACAAGAAGAAGAAACACGUGUUCAAGCUCAGGCUCAGCAAUGGCAGCGAGUGGCUUUUCCAUGGCAAGGAUGAGGAGGAGCUGCAGGCCUGGCUGCAGGGGCUGAGUGCGGCCAUCACGGAGUGUCGGGGCAGCCGCGGGAAGGUGCAGAGCCUCCCACUGCCCAUACCCCCCGCCCCCCCUGAAGCCCCCCUGCCCCGCAAGGACAAGGAGAAACGCUUCAGCUUCUUCCCAAAAAAGAAAUAACCCCCCUGGAUGGUGGGGGGGGGGG
This is a messenger RNA of Pyrgilauda ruficollis (rufous-necked snowfinch), 7195 nucleotides long. It is a transcript of the gene SPTB, whose product is annotated as spectrin beta, erythrocytic. Gene Ontology annotation, cellular component: cell projection; cell junction; plasma membrane. The transcript is spliced from 36 exons. Gene Ontology annotation, molecular function: phospholipid binding; actin filament binding; structural constituent of cytoskeleton. Gene Ontology annotation, biological process: actin cytoskeleton organization. NCBI's taxonomy places the organism in Eukaryota, Metazoa, Chordata, Aves, Passeriformes, Passeridae. The record is from RefSeq and is a predicted model, not a curated record. The coding region runs from base 193 to 7170 and encodes 2325 amino acids.